AUGAAUGAUGGAGGGACGGUGUGGGUUACCCUGGCUUUACCUGAGGAACCAGUUACUCUGGUUACCCUGGCUCUACCUGAGGAACCAGUUACUCUGGUUACCCUGGUAAUGUCAGUUACUGUGGUUACUCUGGCUCUACCUGAGGAACCAGUUACUCUGGUUACCUUGAUAAUGUCAGUUAUUCUGGUUACCCUGGCUCUACCUGAGGAACCAGUUAUUCUGGUUAUCCUGGUAAUGUCAGUUAUUCUGGUUACCCUGGCUCUACCGGAGGAACUAGUUACUCUGGUUACCCUGGCUGUACCCCAAGUACCAGCUGCUCUGGUUACCCUGGAAAUGUUUGUUACUUGGUUUCCCAGGUUACCACCUGUGGUGCUUGUUGCCCUGGUUACUGUGGCUGUUGUCCCGAUUAAAUUGGUCAAUCAGUUGCUCAGCUUAAAAAGAAAAAUAAUCUCACCCACGCAGGCUAAGGAUUCUGAUAUAGCAGAGAGACAGAAUUUUGUGAAAUGUGACAUGGUUGAACUAGUACUGACCCCGAGGCCUUGUUUGGAGCUGGAAUGUGAGGAUGACCCUAUGCCACACCAAGACAAGCACUUUAAUAGACAAAGUGAUGAGAUUUCAGUCAAGAUGGGAAUGAAUCACAGGUUUCAGAAAGCAGUUUUGAAAAAUGUUCUUGUGUAUCUAUUUUUACACAUACUUAAGUGCUGGUUUCUAAAACGUGUGUUUCAAACAGGUACUUUCAAAGGAAUCUGCAAAAUAAUUGAUCACUUUCCAGAGGAUGCAGAUUAUGAGCAGGACACUGCGGAAUACUUAUUACGUGUCGUCAGGGCCUCCAGUAUAUUCCCGAUACUGAGCGUGGGAUUACUGUUUCUUGGAGGUGUCUGUGUUGCAGCUGGUGAAUUCUACAAGAGCAAGCACAAUGUCGUCCUCAGCUCUGGGAUUUUUUUUGUAGCAGCAGGUUUGAGUAACAUUAUUGGAAUCAUUGUCUACAUAUCGGCUAAUGCUGGAGACCCUGGGCAAAGCGAUUCCAAAAAGAACAAUUACUCCUACGGAUGGUCCUUCUACUUUGGGGCACUGUCGUUCAUCAUUGCUGAGACAGUGGGGGUGUUGGCUGUGCACAUGUACAUCGACAAACACCGACAGCUGCGAGUCAAGUCACGCAGCGACGUGCUGAAGAAGUCCACCCUUGCGCGGAUCCCCAGCUACAGGUACCGAUUCCGGCGAAGGUCGAGUUCCCGGUCCACGGAGCCUCGGUCCAGGGAGCCGUCUCCGGCUGGGGUUAAAGCCUACAGCGUGCCGCCUCCCAGUGACAUCUCCAUGUACACACUGUCCAGGGAGCCUUCCAAAGCCGCGGGCUCCGCCAAACCCCCUGCCGAGCGGGACGCCAAGUUCUUGCAAGUUCGCAACUGCCUUUCCAAAGACUCGAAGGAAGCUGCUCAGGCCAACCCGGCCAACAGGCGGACCACGCCGGUCUGAAGCCACAGAUUGACUCCUUUGCUGCGAGCGGGUGGACUGACGGCCCGAGGGGAGGGAGGCCCCGGGGACUCGCCCUCCAGGCUGGGGCUCCCCAGGGCAGCUCGGGCCGCCGUACCCCUUCGAUCUGGAAGAGGGGGCGAAUAAUUCACUGCCGGAGAUGAGAAGAUCGUCCCCGCCCCUUCAGCCCGGGAAGUGUUUCGUGUUCUAACUAUAGACAUUUCUGUUCAAGACCAAGUUCUUUCUUUGAUCACCCUGGAACCACCUACAAAAUCUGCUCCAACAUUUCUCAACCUUCUCUGCAUGUGUCUUCGGGAUUCUCUGUAUCACUGACAGUCCUUUAAUGAUGGCAAAGACUACCUUUUUAUAUAUAUAUAUAUAUUAAUGAAGCAGCAUUGGUUCAAUCCUAGCAUUUUAAUGCCUUCGUAUUUUAACAUUCUGAAUAAAAUCAGCGCAGUUUAAAUUAAAUAGUUUAGCUGCCAAAAGCACAGAUUAAAAAUGAACCUCGGUGAUUUAUGUAAAAAACAGCAGAAAUAAACGCACAAGGACAUUCAAAA
This is a messenger RNA of Chiloscyllium plagiosum (whitespotted bambooshark), 2027 nucleotides long. The record is from RefSeq and is a predicted model, not a curated record. NCBI's taxonomy places the organism in Eukaryota, Metazoa, Chordata, Chondrichthyes, Orectolobiformes, Hemiscylliidae.